AUGGGCAGCAGUGGCUCACUGCUGUGGUCCUCGCCAGCCAAGAGCCUCUCCCUCGCCUCUCGCAGUCGCCUCGUUGCCUUCCUCUGCACACUCUUUGGCGGCCCUGUGGCCAACAACCCACUCUGCAACUUCACGGAAACUUCCUCUGGGCGGCAGUUGAAGGAUCCAGCAGAGCUUGUGGAUUACAUUCGAGCGACUCACCGCACUCCAUCUCGGCGCUUCUCUGCCGCCCAGCAGUCUCUCUUCAUCCAAAUCCUCAUCAUGGCACUGCAGUCAGUCGUGCAGAAGAUGCCAGAUAAUGCCCCGAGCACGGCUGUGCGGCCGUACGAGCAGCUGCUCGCCGCAAGCUGUGCGCCCGCGUGUGCGCUGGCCAUGCUGGCCAAUGGCCGCUGCGACCCCGCAUGCAACGUGGCUGCCUGCGACUUCGAUGGGGGCGACUGUGCCUGCGCCACUGCCCAUGCUGCUGGGGCUGGCGGCAGCACCACUGGCAGCGCUGGUAGCGCAGAUGUGCAAACGCGGGUAGGAGGAGGAGCAGAUGUGCAGUGGUGUGAAUGCCCAGUGCUGCAAACACGGGGGGUUGAUGGAGCAUGCUGUGAGGGGGCGGGAGUGGGGGAGGCCAUCAAGGUGCCCUUCAGGCUGCGCCGCUUUGGCUCCACUGUGCAUCCCCUCGACGCCACUCGCGCCACCAACGCCUCUCUGCUGCCGCGCACUGUCUCCCAGUACAACAGUGUGCUCGUGGGGCUGGUCAUCGUGCAGUACCGCUGGAACGCCGCCCACUGUGCCAACAGCAGGUUCCACUUCCAGGACGCAUGUGUGGGGGGGGAGUCGGCGAGUGCGUUUGGGGUGAACCCGGUGUUCCUGCCGUCCUCCUCGCUCUACAACCCCAAUGUCGCCGUCACCAACACCACUGCCUUCACCAACCAGCCCUUCGCCAACCCCUUUGAGCUCAACGCCAAGGGGCUGCCCUUUGGCUUCCAGCAGCUCGUCAGUCACACCUUGCCUUCACCCAUGCGCACCGUCUUCUGUUACAAUGCAUGUAACCGUGUCACCAUUUAA
Messenger RNA from Closterium sp. Yama58-4, 1056 nucleotides. The record is from the annotation of a GenBank genome assembly. NCBI's taxonomy places the organism in Eukaryota, Viridiplantae, Streptophyta, Zygnematophyceae, Desmidiales, Closteriaceae.